ACGUUGAUCCUCGUUGAUACACCGGUAUUCCGGUCCGAAUGCAACCUCUUCAAUGUCCACUCCCGUUGUAACUGUAUACUACGGUUCCCUCAUCAAUCCCACUACACUUACGACCUACGAAGCAACAGCGAGCUGUUUACUUGCUGUUAAUGCUCAAGGAAACAUCGAUUGGAUUGUUCACGAUGUCAAAGACUCUUCCAUCCAGGAAACAUUGCUUCAGAAAGGUUUGUUGAAUACAGAUGUUGAAAUCGUCGCGCUACAAGAAGGUCAAUUUAUUAUGCCCGGAUUCGUGGACACGCACACACAUGCUCCUCAAGUACCCAAUCUUGGAACAGGAUAUCAAUCCGAGCUUCUGGACUGGUUAGAGAAGUUCACUUUUCCACUGGAAUCUAAGUUCCAAGAUGUUGGGUUUGCGAAAGAAGUCUAUCCUUCCAUCGUCAAAAAAUUCAUUGCUACAGGAACCACAACGUGUUGCUACUACGGCACACUUCAUCUUGAAUCUAACAAAGUGCUGGCUGACAUCGUUCAUUCAUUAGGACAACGGGCUUUAAUCGGCAAAUGCAAUAUGGACCGCCACUGCCCCCCGUACUAUAUCGAAUCAUCACCUAGCAGUUCUAUUUCCAACACUCAGGCCUUUAUUUCAUACGUUCGCUCUCUUCCCCCGGGUCCUUCAAAUGAGCCCCUCAUCUAUCCGGUCCUCACCCCUCGCUUCGCCAUAUCCUGCUCCAACGAACUGUUAUCCUCUCUCAAAUCCAUUGUUCAUUCCGAUACCCAGCUUCAUAUCCAAACACACAUUGCAGAAAACCUCAAAGAGGUCGAGUUCACGAAAGAAUUAUAUCCGGAUGUCGAACACUACGCCGGAGUGUAUGAUUCGUACGGAUUGUUGAGGACUAAUACGAUUUUGGCACAUGCGGUGUGGUUGGAGGAGAAGGAAAUUGACCUAGUGAAGGAAAGGAAGGCGGGGAUUAGUCACUGUCCGACGAGUAAUUUCAACCUGAGGAGUGGUGUGGCUCCGAUUGGGAAAUACCUAGAUCGAGGUUUGAAGGUUGGGCUAGGGACAGACGCUUCUGGAGGCUUCUCACCUUCGAUGCUUGUCGCCAUGCGGAAUGCCAGCAUAGCAUCCACUGUUGUCGCUUUGCAGAACAAUCCCACCAACACUCCCGCCGAUGAAGGCAAAUUCAUCAAUCGCCAGCUUCCUCUCGCGACGCUGCUUUACCUCGCGACGAAGGGCGGAGCGGAAGUCUGUGUGCUGGAUAAGCAGAUCGGGUCCUUGGAACCGGGAAAAAGUUUCGAUGCGUUGAUAGUGGAUGUGCGCACUAGUGAUUCUGCAACAGCAACCAAGAAUCCCAACCCAGCAUUAUGGAAUAUCCCAGCUGCAUCUCCUAUCUCGAGUUUGUCACCCCAAGCCGUCUUGGAAGGGAUGCUCGAGAGAUUCAUCUUUUGCGGCGACGAUAGGAAUAUAUCUGCGGUGUAUGUCCAAGGAAAGUUAAUCGGAGGAACUAAGGCUUAUACCUGAUGGUAAGAUAUAUCUCAGUCAUUUACUCGGGAUCUUCAAAUUGCUUCGCAUAAUGGGAUACCACGGUAUAGAAUACUAUAGUAUGCUAGGAGGUAUUAGUAGAUUUACACUUUCUUGUAACCUUGUGCCGAUUAUAGCAGUUCGACGUCCCCUCGCACCAGAAGCUGUUCGAUGAAUGAGAAGGGCAUUAAAGAUAUAUGACCACGCUUCAUCUCCAGAGUUAGAUCCUCAUGGAAACGUAUAGGAGGACAGUCUCGCAAAGCAUGGACAAAUACAGCCCGGCUAUCGUCGGGUUUAGUGACUAUGAAAGAUAAGAGGACCAGGAGGAGAGGAAUAAGGAAAAGGAAGAAAACAAUCAGGCGGUGAGAAUUAAAGAGGCGAAAAUGACAAACUCAUGGGAG
Molecule: messenger RNA, 1917 nt
Organism: Lentinula edodes (shiitake mushroom)
Lineage: Eukaryota; Fungi; Basidiomycota; Agaricomycetes; Agaricales; Omphalotaceae
Exons: 8
Coding region: 53-1516 (487 amino acids)
Biological process (GO): guanine catabolic process
Cellular component (GO): cytosol
Molecular function (GO): zinc ion binding; guanine deaminase activity
Source: RefSeq, a predicted model, not a curated record